GAAGUUUGGACAUUCAAGGUCAAUAGGUUAUUUUUUUACAAACGCAGAAAAGUAUAUAAAGCUGGGUAUAGUUCUCCCUAACACAGAGGACAUUCUUAAGGACUCACAUCAAGAUUUUUUUAACCUGAAGAUGUACAAGCUACUGUGCUUUUCCGUGCUUUUGGCUGCUGCCAUGGGAGACGGCUACUAUGGCGGUGGAUACGGCGGGGGACUUUUCGGCGGUAAAGGUUUCUAUGGAGGCGGCCUUUUGGGUGGAUAUGGCGGUUAUGGUGGAUUAUAUGGCGGAUACGGAGGAUUUGGUAGAGGAUAUGGAAAAGGAUUCGGUGGGUUGUUUGGUGGAUAUGGAGGAUAUGGUGGAUACGGAGGAUAUGGUGGAUACGGAGGAUAUGGUGGAUACGGAGGAUAUGGUUUAUACGGAGGUGGAUACGGUGGUCUGUUUGGAGGAUACGGAAAAGGAUACGGGCCAGUCGUAACUGUUAUUUCUGGCGGGAAAGGAUUUGGUGGAUUUGGAAAACGCAAAGCUUCUUCUUAUCUUAUUCUGCACAGAGAAAAAACUUGCAACGAAGCUAUCCGACCCUUAAAGAUGAAUAAGCUCUUCUGCCUCUCCGUGUUACUGGCUGUCGCGCUGGGCGAUGAUUACUAUGGCGCAGGAUAUGACGGAGGAUUUGGUAUUGGACUUCUUGGAGGAAAGGGUUUCUAUGGAGGCGGUCUAUUUGGUGGAUACGGUGGUGGAUAUGGAGGAUAUCUAGGUGGAUACGGCGGCUAUGGUGGAUUAUAUGGCGGAUAUGGAAAAGGGUUUGGUGGCCUGUACAGUGGCUUCGGAGGAUAUGGGGGAUACGGAGGAUAUGGUGGAUUAUAUGGCGGUUAUGGAGGAUAUGGAGGUGGAUACGGUGGUUUGUAUGGUGGAUUCGGUGGAGUUAAUGGCGGAUACGGACUUGGAUAUGGCGGAUCUGUAACGGUGAUCUCUGGUGGAAAGGGACUAGGUGGAAUAGGCAAAAAAUUAGGUUAUUAUUGAAAUGGACAUUCCAGACGACUCAUCAGAUGAAAGCCUAAGGCACAGAUGUACUAUAUGCUCAUCUUUUAUUUCAUUACUCAAUGACAUAUAGUCAUA
Molecule: messenger RNA, 1111 nt
Organism: Magallana angulata
Lineage: Eukaryota; Metazoa; Mollusca; Bivalvia; Ostreida; Ostreidae
Exons: 5
Coding region: 131-1015 (294 amino acids)
Source: RefSeq, a predicted model, not a curated record